GAUUUCAGUUUAAAAUCGAACUAGCUCGAGCUCAGACGCGAGUUGGUCGAUACAAUUUUAUAGGGAACUCCAACGAAAUUGUUUUAGUAAUGAGUCACUUUAGUAUUGUACUGAUCGUUCUGUUCGGAUUAUGUUUGCAACACUCUCAGCUGCAACUGGCUCCCUUCUUCGAUGCCGAGCCCCUGGCCAACAAUGAGGUUUCUCUUCCGGGCUUGGAGGACGACCUGGACUGGAGUGGGGCCAACUGGCAACUGGUGAUCCGCUGGCUGAUGGAGCGCCAGCAGCUGCGCUUCUGCAUUGCCCUCGCCAGAUUCGACGAGCGCCUGGUGCCCGGAACGGCCUGCCAGGCUCUCCUGGCCAACGGGCCGCUGAUGGCCAACUGCGACAUCGGAAACAUCGAGGACCUGACCAUGACCAUGCGGUACGCCUUCGGGGAAAUUCUGCUGGAUACCAGCAGAAAGUGCCGGCACGGCCUGGAGCUCUUUGGAGUUCGCUGCCGGCGGAGGGCGUAAUCGAAAAAAUUCAUCGGCCAUGAAUUCAUAUUUCAUCAAGUGCAAAGUGGGUUACGGUUUUUAAGAGGAAAAUAUAUAGCGACGAAAUUUUUUCCUAAAAUAUGCAAUGCGACACACUUUUAAGUUAUUUUGGUUACAGAACACAGAUCAGAGUUCUGUCUGACUUUAAGUUUAGAUGGACUGCAAUUGCCACAAAGUUUUAAAAAUUUGGUCAAAUCGCGUAACAAAAUAUAUAAAAAACCGUUCUUCAAAAUUCAAAGAAUUACAUAAGUUAAAUGAUUUCAUAUUUUGAAUGUUUAAAAUUUAAUUUAUUUAAAUUUGUAUAAUUUGUAAAUUUUAAUACAAUUUAAAGAAAAUUACAUUACAAAACGUUUAAAUA
This is a messenger RNA of Drosophila biarmipes, 891 nucleotides long. RefSeq lists its product as uncharacterized. The record is from RefSeq and is a predicted model, not a curated record. Bases 90 to 512 code for a protein of 140 amino acids. The transcript has a single exon. Lineage: Eukaryota; Metazoa; Arthropoda; Insecta; Diptera; Drosophilidae.